Messenger RNA from Alosa sapidissima (American shad), 2649 nucleotides. RefSeq names its product immunoglobin superfamily, member 21b (gene igsf21b). Gene Ontology annotation, cellular component: adherens junction. The transcript has 10 exons. The coding region runs from base 330 to 1832 and encodes 500 amino acids. The record is from RefSeq and is a predicted model, not a curated record. NCBI's taxonomy places the organism in Eukaryota, Metazoa, Chordata, Actinopteri, Clupeiformes, Clupeidae. Gene Ontology annotation, biological process: heterophilic cell-cell adhesion; homophilic cell-cell adhesion.
CACUUUGAUGUUCGUCGGUGAGAUAAGAGCUUGUGCGCUCCCGCGAGCGCACAUGACGAGAUGAGAGAAUUAAUUCAAAUAUGUUGAUGAUUUAAUACUCGUGUAUGGUUAUUGCACCAUUUACAAUUCUGAGUGAAUCUACUAGAAACACAUCGAGUAACGGGCGUUUAUUUGUUUUGCGUGAAGUGGGAUGCCCUUUGCCGUGGCUCUGAAGACGAGCAUGGAUUAUUUCGGCGAGCCACCCGAUCUCGUGCCAUUGGCAUGGUGGGUGACACACAUUCGUUUCGAGAGCGUCUAACACAGAUGGACUCAGACGUUCUGGACAAAAUAUGCCGAAGAUGACCAUUGCCGUUUCAUUGUGCUUCCUGUUGUGUACAGAUGUGUUGGAUUUAGUCCUGGGCUAUUUAACCGUCACCAUUGAGCCCCUGCCACCUGUCGUCAUGGGAGACACCGUGACGCUGAAGUGUAAUUUCAGGACUGACGGCAACUUGCGAGAGAUAGUGUGGUUUCGGGUAAUGGAUGGUGGAAGCUCCAAACAGAAAAUAUUCACUUACGAUGCCAUGUACAAUGCCAACUUCUCCCACAUGGAGGAUUUCCGUAAAAGAGAAGAUCUUGUUUACCAGUCAACUGUAAGACUUCCUGAAGUUCAAAUGGAGGACAGUGGUCCCUAUGAGUGCCAUGUCGGUAUCUAUGACAGAGCGUCCAGAGAGAAGGUGGUCUUAGCAUCCGCAAGCAUAACUCUCAUUGUAAUGUCACCUCCCAGAUCAAUAUCAGUGGUGGCAGCUGAGCCUUACACUCGGUUUAACCGCUACGAAGCCCAGAACUUCACACUGGUGUGCAUCGUGAAGGGAGGAAAGCCCGCACCCAUGGUGUACUUUAAGAGGGACGGUGAGUUGAUCCAGGUGGUCCCAGACAGUAGAGGCCUGCAAGCAGCCCCAGGCCUUGCGUCACAACCCGGUCAAGCCCCACGACCAGGCCUAGGUCAAGGUCAAGCUCCACGACCCGGCUCUCCUCCAGGCCCAGCUUCAGAUAUGGCUCAUAGACCACUUAUCAGCAGAGACCUGGAUGACACCAAGAUCCAGAGGUCCCUCUCUCUCCUGGACCAGAACGGGGAGCCGGUGCGUCUGGACAUGGACGGCCCCCGGCCGCGCCCUAACACACCGGGCUAUUUGGACCCGGAGGCCAGCCCCACCACAGAGAUCAUCCCGGAGACGGUGAUCAGUCGAGAGUUCCCUCGCUGGGUGCAGAGCACCGACCCGCUGUACUACUUCAACCACUCACGCGUGGAGCUCGCCGACGGCACCAUGGAGGUGUAUGCCAUGCUCACCUGGAGCCUCAACCCCCAGCUGGACAACGACGCACUCUUCAGCUGCGAGGUCAAGCACCCAGCACUCUCCAUGCCUAUGCAGGCCGAGGUCACACUCUCUGCUCCAAAGGGGCCAAAGCUGUCCAUGACACCCAGUAAGGCGAAAGUAGGAGACACUGUUCGCAUGACCGUGGAGGGCUUCCAGCUAGGCUCCAAAGGGAACGAGGUCUUCCCAGAGCCUCUGUUCACGUGGACUCGGGUCGGCGGGCUCCUGCUGGACGGCACGGAGGAAAGGAUUGGGAAACAGUUAGUGCUGGAGCGGGUGCCCGCAGAGCUCAACGGCUCCAUGUACCGCUGCACAGCCCAGAAUCCUCUGGGCUCCACCAACACUCACACACGCCUUAUAGUGUUUGAGAAUCCAAGAAUUAAGAAAGGAGUAGCAGAAUUAACUGAUGCUGCCUCCAGUGCUAAAUGGCUGGGCUCGCUAAUGAUGCUGCUGGUUGCCGUAGCCCUGGGCUUGACGUGAUUGGCCGAGGAGGAGGCAUUCGCUAUGACACUCACGCUCUUCCUCUGACCGCAUCAGCUCUGCUGUCGUCUCAUCCUCCGCCCGCGGGCACUACCAUCAUCUGAGAGCCCUCCAUUGUGCUUCUUCUUCUAUUUACUUUUUCUAGCUUUCUUUAAGAGCCGCAGAACUAGAGGAGAGGCUAACAAGUUUAGAAAGAGGUCACCCACCAGAAUACCAAGUCCCUUUUUGUGUCAUUAGCAGGGUCUGUCUGUUUUCACUGGAAUCAACACUGGAAACUAGUUUGAGGUUAUGAGGGACUUGUACUAGUAUAUUUUGUUGACAUUUUGUGUUACUGAUGCACACCAUGCAUUUUCUUCCAUAACCCUUGUGCUUUAGGUUUCUGCAGGCUACUGUAAUGUGCUGCUGGACAUGUCUGUCCAGCAGAAUUGGCUCUGAGCUCAGCACUUGUUUAAAUACAGCCACAGAAAGUUUUACAAAUUGUAUAAUCACUUUAUUUAAUUCAACGCAAGGAAGUUGUCACUGCCGCACACACAACGCCUCCAUCUGAUUCUGAUCAGAAUUUCUAUUACAUCCUGUAGAUGGCAGUGUAGACCUGGGUUUGUAAUGUCCGCUGCACUUGAAGCAAAGUGUAAAUCUAUAUGAUUGGCUGUUGCAGAUUCACUUGAAUGUAUGAAUAUGGAAAAGAGUUGUAUAGGCUAUUUUUUGUUUUAGAAACAACUAUAGAUACAUUGGUGUUUGUAGAAUUCGCGCAGCCUGAAAGGUUUACAAUUUCCCACUUCUUUAAAACAUCUGUUUAUUUUGAACAAGUUUAUUUUUG